AAUGGAUUAUCAGAUUAUCCUCAAAAAAGAAGUUGUAAUUCCAAAAAUUUUUUAGAUAAUAAUAAUUCUAUUUUAAAUAAAGAUCAAAUAACAAAUAUUGAUGUUGGAAUUCAAGUAAUAAUAGAUAGUGAUUAUGAUCUUUUAAUACAAAUCGAUGUAUUAAAAAAUUCUUUAGCUAAUAUUGUAACUGAUCAUGCCUAG
This is a messenger RNA of Dentiscutata heterogama, 201 nucleotides long. Lineage: Eukaryota; Fungi; Glomeromycota; Glomeromycetes; Diversisporales; Gigasporaceae. The record is from the annotation of a GenBank genome assembly.